GUAGAAAAUAGAGGGCUACUAGACUACAGUAGACUCAUCCAUUUCGGUAAUGUCCAAUAGAUUUAAAUGUUCAAGUCCACUUUAGUCCAGAUAACUCUAGGAAUUACCUCUUCAUUUAAGUUUGUAAGUAGCGGGGGGAAAUAGGCGGGAUCGAUAUAGGUGACAGCUGAUUCUGCAAAACCUUCCUCCACAGUAAGUCAAUUUUCCAAGUUAGCAGUGAGUUCAUCUGAUCCUUCGUAGAUCCAUAAGCAACUGAGAUAGUUGCUCAUUAACCUUAAAUAUGAUUACGAUAGUACCGAAGUCCCUCCAGACAAAUGUUGGGCUCAGAGCAUUGGGACGAGUAUUGACUUUUUUAAGUAAAAACGAAGUUGAUUCCCAACGACAUUAUCAUGAGGCUACCGGAGAUGUUAUUUCACCUGGUCUUAUGCAGGGGAUGGACCAUAUCAGGAAUCCCCGGUUAAAUAAGGGAUUGGCUUUUACUUUAAAAGAACGACAGGCUUUGGGGAUCCAUGGUCUUAUGCCUCCACGAUUCAAAACUCAAGAGCAACAGAUCGCUGUUUGUUUGUAUUCUGUUAAUAAAUACCAAGAAGAUAUUAACAAAUACAUGUACUUAGCAGAACUACAUGACCGUAAUGAAAGAUUAUUUUUUCGUUUACUUUCUGAGAACGUAGAAAAUUUGAUGCCGAUCGUUUAUACUCCAACUGUUGGUCUGGCAUGCCAAAAAUUUGGUUUAAUAUACAGGCGUCCUAGAGGCCUUUUUAUCACAAUUCAUGAUAGAGGUCAUAUAUAUCAAAUUUUAAAAAAUUGGCCAGAACCUGAUGUUCGAGCAAUAGUUGUUACUGACGGAGAACGAAUAUUAGGUCUUGGAGACCUGGGAGCUUGCGGGAUGGGUAUUCCUGUUGGAAAGUUGUCCCUCUAUACAGCUCUUGCUGGUGUUAAACCUCAUCAGUGCCUUCCUAUUACUAUUGACGUAGGAACAAACAAUGAGAAAUUCCUUCACGAUCCUUUGUACAUUGGUCUGAGGCAGAAGAGGCUUUUUGGACCUGCAUAUGAUGAACUGAUUGAUGAGUUCAUGCAAGCAGCUGUUAAACGAUAUGGGUCAAAUGUCCUUAUUCAGUUUGAGGACUUUGGAAAUCACAACGCUUUCAGGUUCCUUGACAAGUACCGUGAUAAGUACUGCACUUUUAAUGAUGAUAUUCAAGGUACUGCGUCUGUUGCUGUAGCUGGUUUGUUAGCAGCUAGGAGAAUCACUAAGAAAAAAAUAUCUGAUAACAAGUUUGUGUUCCUUGGUGCAGGAGAGGCAGCCAUUGGAAUUGCAAACUUAUGUGUUAAAGCAAUGCAAUCGGAAGGCACUCCACUUCUUGAAGCGAGAAAUAAAAUUUGGAUGAUGGAUAUUGACGGUUUAUUGGUUAAAGGCCGACCCGAAGGAAGAUUAGAAGGCCAUAAAGCGCUUUAUGCUAAGGAGCACGAAGUAAUGAAGGAUCUUUAUGAGAUCGUCAAGGAGGUGAAGCCUUCGAUAUUGAUUGGUGCAUCUGCUGCAAGCAAAGCUUUCACUCCAGCGAUUUUACAAGAAAUGGCCAAAAUUAACGACAGGCCAGUAAUUUUUGCUCUAAGCAAUCCAACAUCGAAAGCUGAAUGCACAGCUGAAGAAGCAUACGUCAAUACAGAAGGAAGAGUUAUCUUUUCAUCAGGCUCCCCGUUCGGACCUGUAACUUUCAACGGUAAAACUUAUACUCCAGGACAAGGAAACAAUGCUUACAUUUUCCCUGGUGUUGCUCUUGGUGUCAUCGUCACAGGGAUCCAUCACAUCUCAGACGAAAUAUUUCUAAUUGCUGCUCAGCGUGUCGCUGAUCAUGUAACUGAUGCAGAUUUGGAGAGAGGUAGCUUGUACCCUCCAUUAAGUAAAAUCAAGGAAUGUUCUGUUGACAUCGCUGUCCAUGUCUCGCAGUAUGCUUAUAACAAAGGGAUUGCAUCGACUUACCCUGAACCUGUUGAUAAAAUGGCCUUCGUGAAAGCCCAGAUGUAUGAUUAUUAUUACGACACUCCUCUCCCAACAAUGUACAACUGGCCUCCUACAGAUGAAUCCUUUGAAUACACAUCAACUAUCGAGUCAGGAUUCGAAUUCAAGCCUUAAUUGUUAUCAAGACGUAUUCCUUCUUCACUGUGUCGUCUCUAGUCGCACUUUAAUUAUUUGAGAGUAUUAAACGUUACUGAUCUCCGACUCAUCAAGUAUACAAUAUUACGAAAUGAACAGUAUUAUGACGAGGGAUUAAGAACAAAAAGCAAUAAAUGUGUGGCUACUGUUUUAAUCGAAAAAGUUGCUUUUUCGACCCUGGAAUAAAGGUUUUAUUUAACUGCACUCAUAUUGACUUUUAUGAGGUUAUAGUUACUGUCUAGUUUAGAGUGAUAUAUUUUGUUUAUAUUUAUUAUAAUUGGUUAUAAAAUUCCCCGGAGAUAUUUUAAUAUGAUUUUAUGUUAUGUGACAUGGUCGUUGUUUGUUAAUUAUCGAUAAGAGAAUCCUGUUUAAAUUUUAAUUUAUUUAUUAAAUAAUGUUCUUAAAAAUUGAUAACUUUUCAUUUAGAACUAUGUAUUAUAUUGUAUAUUUUAUGUAACUAUUACCUUGAAGUACUUUUGAGAAAGAAGGUUUUUAUUAUGAUUAUUUAUUAAUUGUAUUAUUAUUUUGUUUUAUUUUGCCAUCCAUUAGGCUACAUUUAUAAGGCAGGAUAUUGUUAUUACAUUCAUUAUGAUGAAACUUUCUUAAAAUAACAAAUGCAUUUACGUAUUAGACAUAAUCUAAUUCAACAAGUUGAAUAAAAAUGUUUAUAAUUAUUAUUUAUUAAAAUUAAUUGUUAGA
This is a messenger RNA of Nezara viridula (southern green stink bug), 2854 nucleotides long. NCBI's taxonomy places the organism in Eukaryota, Metazoa, Arthropoda, Insecta, Hemiptera, Pentatomidae. The record is from the annotation of a GenBank genome assembly.